This is a messenger RNA of Prorocentrum cordatum, 1726 nucleotides long. Lineage: Eukaryota; Dinophyceae; Prorocentrales; Prorocentraceae. The record is from the annotation of a GenBank genome assembly.
AGUAAUUUUGGCUCGAGGGCAGGGCGGCCUGAGGCUGGUAGGGCGCGCGCUCUAGGCGCGCGCCGCGCCGGGCCGCCUGUUCCCAUGGAAUUCUGCACGCGGGCGUCGUGGAUCGCCGCGUACGAGGGCCCGCGCAUCAAGCGGCUGCGGCAGAAGUACCCCCAGGACCAGGUGGUCACCCCGCGCUCGGAGGCGCAGGGCGCGCCGCCGCCGCCGGAGCCGACGCCGCCGAGGGCGGCGCACGCGGGCGCGCCGGGCGCUCUCCCCGCGCGGGGGGGCGCAGGCUGCCGGGAGCUCGAGGCAGCCCUGCGCAAGCUGCGGCUGCUCGGGGGCGGCGCUGCGCGGGCCGCCGCAGCCGCGCCCGCCCGCACGCCGCGGCCCGCCGCCGCCGCGGGCGAGGCGCCGGGCGGGGGGGGCGCGGCCCUCGCGCUGGAGUGCACGACCGAGGCGUCGGUGCGGCGGGAGUGGCGCUGGGACUCGCAGAGGCACGUGGCGCUCACGCGGUCCACCGAGGUCGUGAAGGCCGUGCACCGGCCGACGGGCCUGCAGUACGCGGUGAAGAAGGUCAACAGGCAGGCCUUCGAGGCCGCCCAGCGCCGCAAGAGCUCGAGCGUCACGCUCGAGAAUGAGGCAUGCAUCCUGGAGCGCCUGAGACACCCGAAUAUUGUGCAGAUGUACUGGGCCUUCGUGACCGAGGAACGCCUCUACAUCGUGAUGGAAGACUUGCCAACGGACAUGUACAGAAGUCUCGACUCUGGAGGGCAGUUCCCGGAGCCGCUGGCGCAGAGGCUGUUCAAGGAGGUUUGCGAAGCUGUGGCAUACGCGCACGAGUGCAACGUCAUACACCGCGACAUCAAGCCGGACAACGUGCUGCUGACGUCCGAGGACCGCCGGGACAUGCGCGCGAAGCUGGCCGACUUCGGGAUCUCCCGCGUCGCUGUCGGGCCGCGCGAGUGCGAGACGUACUGCGGGACCCGCAGCUACGUCGCCCCAGAGGUCGUGAGGCAGAUGGUGCGGAGAAUGUUGGCGUGCGCCAUCGUCGAAGGCCAGGACGCGGAGAAGUGCCUGGCAGCUGGCGAUGCGCUCGGCGCACCCCUCGGGGACGCCUCCGGGGGCUACGGCAAGCCCUCAGACGUGUGGGGCUUGGGGGUGCUACUCUACGUGAUGCUCACCAGGAAACCGCCGUUCGACGCAGAGAAAGACGCGUGCGAGCUGCACCGGGACAUACUCAUGGGCAGGUGGCAGUUCGACGUGCCGGAGUGGAAGUACGUGUCGUCCUCGGCGAAGGAGCUGGUGAGAGAGCUGCUGACGGUCGACCCCGAGGCGCGGCCAUCCGUCCAGGGAGCGCUGGCCAGCCCCUGGCUCCUCGGCGCGGGCGGCGGCGCCUGAGACCGAAGGCGAGCUGGCUCUGCUCGGAGGGCAUCAACUAUACACCAACACCGAUCCUGGCCCAGGGUGAUCCUGGCCAGGAUCGGUGUUGGUGUAUAGUUGGUGCCUUCCUAUCUGCGGCCCCUGUCGCCGCGCUUUGGGCACCACGAUGCUCGGACUGCGAUCCCGGCCCGCUCCGCCACCGGCGGCUCUGCCACCGCGGCUAGGGAUCGGAGCGUCGGGUCGGGGUCCGCUCUCCCCCACGAGGGGGGCGGCAGGAAAGGACGGGCGCGCGCGCCCCCCCCCCCCCUCAGACCGCGCGUGCCCUCCUCCUCCUCGCUCCUCGUCUCAGGAGAGG